This is a messenger RNA of Dujonia railenensis, 819 nucleotides long. The record is from the annotation of a GenBank genome assembly. NCBI's taxonomy places the organism in Eukaryota, Fungi, Ascomycota, Pichiomycetes, Serinales, Debaryomycetaceae.
AUGUCGGCAAAAAACAAGGAAGCACAAUCUGGGAUUAACAGGUUUCUUGCAUUAAAAAAUCGAGAAGCUGGAGUGCUUGAAAGUAACCCAAAUCUUAGGCCUAAAUACGUCCAGAAAGAGCAGUCGAUUCCCCAGGCAGAUAAAUGGAGAUCGGUGGUACUUGGAGAGAUAUCGACCAGAUUAACGAAGAUAAACGACCCCACAGCAAAUGAGUAUCAACUAAGAGAUUUGAAUGAUGAGUUGAAUAAGUUAUUCAAAGAAAAACGUGCUUGGGAGUACCAUAUACGGGAUCUCGGAGGGCCAGACUAUAUAAGUCUCAACAACAAGCAGACUGGUACAGAUCUCCCUGGAGUGGAAGUCAAUGGAUAUCGAUAUUUUGGUAGAGCCAAAGAGCUUUCCGACGUCAAAAAAGUUCUCGAAGAAAGAGAGAAGCACCGAAAAAGCAGCAAUAAGCUGAGAGAUGAUGCCAAGCAAGAGAAGGUCAAAUUUGCUCAACGUGAAGCUCGCUUAGACAGCGAGUACUAUGGGUUCGAUGAGAUGGAAGUGACGAGCCAAGAGGGAGUAGUUUACGAUCAGGUAAGUAGCAUACUACAGAGGAGAAUGGAAUCUGAAAAUAAUAUUAACGAUACAUGCAUUGACGUCGAUGACUUGCUAGUCUAUGAAAAUAGUAGAAGCAAAGAACUUCAGAAGGACAAGGCUGAUCUUCUAGACCCAGCUAGUGAUAUUGUGGACGAGGAUAUACCCACUUCGGAGCAAGUCGCUAAAUGGCUAGUUAGUAGGCGAAAGAGGUUAUUAUUGGCCAAAUUAGGACAAAAUUAG